AACCCAAAAGGGCCAAAAGCUCUUUCUCCUCUCUUUUCAGUUUUCACCAUCAUCUUCUUCUUCACCUUUAAAUAUCACUAUCUCACCCCACUAACCACACCAAAAAAAUUACACUUUUGGCCUCACAGAAUCUCUCUCCUUAAAAGUUCUUUCAAGGAACAAGCACAAUGGGAGCUGGUGGCCGAAUGCCCGAGUCGAACACCAAGUUAUUAGAAGGUAGAAAAAAGAGCCCAAUUGAGCGAGUGCCACACGCCACACCACCAUUCACACUAAGCCAAAUCAAGAAAGCCAUUCCACCCCAUUGCUUCAAGCGCUCUCUUCUCCGCUCCUUCUCUUAUGUCCUUCGCGACCUCUUCUUCGCCACCUUGUUCUGCUACGUAGCCACCUCUUACUUCCACCUUCUCCCCCACCCACUCUCCUACUUGGCCUGGCCCCUUUACUGGAUCUUCCAAGGCUGCACUGUGUUCGCUUUUGGGCUCAUCGGCCACGAUUGUGGUCACCACGCCUUUAGUGACCGCAAAUGGGUGGAUGACACGGUUGGUUUCGUCAUCCACUCCACUAUUCUUCUCCCAUACUUCUCGUUUAAGUACAGUCACCGCCGCCACCACUCGAACACCGGCUCCAUCGAGCACGACGAAGCGUUUGUUCCAAAGACGAAAACCCAAAUGCCGUGGUUCUCAAAAUACUUGAACAAUCCACUUGGGAGAGUCCUGACCAUUGGUUUUAUACUGACCACUGGUUUUCCUCUGUACUUGGCUUGUAAUAUAUUAGGCAGACCAUAUGACCGUUUCGCUUGUCAUUAUGAUCCUUACUCUCCAAUCUACUCCAACAGCGAAAGACUUCAGAUAUUCAUCUCUGAUGUAGGAGUUUUCAUCACCACUUUCGUGUUGUACAAACUCGUUUUAGCCAAAGGGUUGAGUUGGGUUAUGUGCGUGUAUGGGGUGCCAUUGCUGGUAGUGAGUGGGCUCCUUGUUUUGACCACUUACUUGCAGCACACUCACCCUGCGCUGCCGCACUAUGACUCGUCCGAGUGGGACUGGUUGAGAGGAGCAUUGUCUACGGUUGACCGAGACUAUGGAGUUCUCAAUAGGGUUUUUCAUAACCUUACAAACACUCAUGUGGUGCACCAUUUAUUCCCCACAAUACCACAUUACAAUGCAGUGGAAGCAACCAAAGCUGUGAAGUCAGUAUUGGGAGAGUACUACCAUUUUGAUGAGACCCCAAUAAUUAGGGCUGUGUGGAGAGAGGCCAAGGAGUGUAUCUAUGUUGAGUCAGAUGAUGAGUCUACUAAAACAGGUGUUUUUUGGUAUAAGAACAAGCUUUGAUCAAAUCAACUGUGGUAGGAGAAUUAGUGUUGGUGUUGGUGUUCAUCUCUGCUCUGAUGUGAAUGUGUGUAAUAUGUUUAAGAUGAGAAUAAGACUCUUCUCUCUUUGAAAAUGGAGAGUAGUGCUAGUGGGUAUGCUUAGGUGUUGAUUUGAUGUGUCUUUUGCCAUGUAAUGAACCUUGUUUUAGUUUAAAUUUGUGUUAAGCGUUUCUGUUUUUGGAGCAUCUACAAUGACUA
Molecule: messenger RNA, 1561 nt
Organism: Humulus lupulus (European hop)
Lineage: Eukaryota; Viridiplantae; Streptophyta; Magnoliopsida; Rosales; Cannabaceae
Product: delta(12)-acyl-lipid-desaturase-like
Exons: 2
Coding region: 168-1325 (385 amino acids)
Biological process (GO): lipid metabolic process
Molecular function (GO): oxidoreductase activity, acting on paired donors, with oxidation of a pair of donors resulting in the reduction of molecular oxygen to two molecules of water
Source: RefSeq, a predicted model, not a curated record